Molecule: messenger RNA, 625 nt
Organism: Mya arenaria
Lineage: Eukaryota; Metazoa; Mollusca; Bivalvia; Myida; Myidae
Product: C-type lectin domain family 17, member A-like
Exons: 6
Coding region: 55-552 (165 amino acids)
Source: RefSeq, a predicted model, not a curated record
AUGGAGCUGUAUUGUUCUAAUUCUUAACACGUGUGUUCCUUGUGUCAAUAAACUAUGGCUAUUUUCCUUUGUCUUGCACUCCUGUUCUUGCACUUUUCAGUGUUGACUGCUGCGGCGGCCCCGUGUCCGCCAGGAUGGCUCCACUUUGCGGAGUCUUGUUACAAGAUCGAGAAAGACGCUCUCAAAAUGUGGACAGAUGCAAAGAAAAGCUGCGAGGACCAGCAAUCUCAUCUUGUCAUUGUGAUGAAUCUAGAGGAAAAUACAUUCCUCCGUAGUGAAGUAUUGAAAAUAGAGCCUCCGCAACGCAACCUUCAGUACUGGAUGGACGGAACGGAUUUGGCGUCUGAGGGCAAUUGGACUUGGGAACAAACGGGAGACACCUUUGAGAUAUCAGACUGGUCGCCCCAUGAGCCGAACCAAAAUGCCGGCGAGGAAGAUUGUCUUUCGUAUUUAUCCACCAAUGGUCGCUGGAAUGACGAACACUGUGAUAAGAGGGAGGGCUACAUCUGUGAGAAAGGAGAAUCUGCAAGCGGUACCGACGUUGUGGGAUGACGUUUAUCGCCAACUAUUUCAUUUGAGUCACUUGUAUGUAAUGAGUUCAAGUGUAAUAAAACAAAUAAAUUUG